AUGUCUCAAACCCUCAGAACAUCGGGCUCUCUUCUGGCCCGAACAGCCCGACAACCUCUUCGGGUUGCUCGUCGCACCUUCAUCGCUACCCCCAUCAGACAAGCCGAUCUCAUACAAGAUAUGUACCUCCGCGAACUGCGCGCCUACAGGCCCCCACCAACCAAACCCUCCGAUGCCGAUGCGCACGUCCAGAAAUUCAGCAUCCCCAAGCCCCCCCCGUCCCCCGAGGAGGCCAACAUCGCCGCUGAUCUGAAGGCAUACGAGUCCCAGGAGGUCGAGGUGGAAGGCCAAGCGGCUAGUGGCGAGGCUGCUCCCGUCGAGGAGGAUUGGUUUGAGGAUGAGGAUGAGGCGCCCGCUGCCCAUUAG
Messenger RNA from Paracoccidioides brasiliensis Pb18, 366 nucleotides. RefSeq lists its product as uncharacterized. The transcript has 3 exons. The record is from RefSeq and is a predicted model, not a curated record. The coding region runs from base 1 to 366 and encodes 121 amino acids. Gene Ontology annotation, biological process: proton motive force-driven ATP synthesis.